This is a messenger RNA of Fundulus heteroclitus (mummichog), 4417 nucleotides long. RefSeq names its product discoidin domain-containing receptor 2. Gene Ontology annotation, cellular component: signaling receptor complex. Gene Ontology annotation, biological process: protein phosphorylation; positive regulation of kinase activity; cell surface receptor protein tyrosine kinase signaling pathway. NCBI's taxonomy places the organism in Eukaryota, Metazoa, Chordata, Actinopteri, Cyprinodontiformes, Fundulidae. The record is from RefSeq and is a predicted model, not a curated record. The transcript is spliced from 18 exons. The coding region runs from base 21 to 2798 and encodes 925 amino acids. Gene Ontology annotation, molecular function: protein tyrosine kinase collagen receptor activity; ATP binding; collagen binding.
ACUAGCACAGAAACCGAAAGAUGCAUUACACAAAACAUUUGUGUUGUGAAAGAAAAAGCACUCACCUGCACUCUCCAUCAUCUGCAGCUAUAAGUCUCCUGUCCAUGCUUAGAAAUACCUUCCAGCGAGGAGGUCAGCAGCUUAUGGCUCUAAGUGUAUCAAGUCCCGGAAAAUGUAGAAUCUUCCCUGAGAGAGGACAGAGGAAAGUCAGAGUACGUCUCCAACUCCUUGAGACGAUGCACCUCAUGGAGGUUAAACUGAUUCUGUGCUUCAUCUGCUUUAGUCUGAUGGCUGUCACCAUAAGGGCUCAAGUCAAUCCAGAAAUUUGCCGCUAUCCUCUCGGUAUGACCGGUGGCCAGAUCCAGGACGAGGACAUCACCGCUUCCAGUCAGUGGUCAGAGUCCACUGCCGCACGAUUUGGAAGACUCGACUUUGACACGGGCGACGGCGAUGGGGCCUGGUGUCCUGACAUCAUGUCGGAGCCGGACGGCUUCACAGAGUACCUCCAGGUGGAUUUGCGCUCGCUGCACUUCAUUACCCUUGUGGGCACCCAAGGUCGCCACGCCGACGGCAUGGGGAACGAAUUUGCCCAGAGAUACAGAAUAAAGUACAGUCGGGACGGCAGCAGCUGGGUGGGCUGGCAUGACAGGACGGGAAAGCAGGUUAUCGAGGGCAACAGGAACACAUAUGAUGCGGUCCUGAAGGAUCUUGAACCCCCCAUCAUAGCUCGCUUCGUCCGCUUCAUGCCCGUCACCGAUCCCUCCAUGAUCGUGUGUAUGAGAGUGGAGCUCUACGGCUGUGAAUGGCUCGACGGUCUGGUGUCUUACAACAUUCCAGAUGGACACCAAAUGAUCUACAGAGGCCUGGAGAUCUUCUUUAAUGACUCUGUGUAUGAUGGAGCAACAGCUCAAAGACUGACCAAGGGCCUGGGCCAGCUGACAGAUGGAACCUGGGGUUUGGAUGAUUUUCUGCACAGCCACGUCCCAGGAGUGUGGCCUGGGUAUGACUAUGUGGGAUGGAGCAACAAGACUUUCCCUAAAGGUUACGUGGAGAUGAUCUUUGACUUUGACCACAUCCGCAACUUCACUUCAAUGAAGGUUCACUGCAGCAACAUGUUCAGCCGUGGAGUGAGGCAGUUCAGACAGGCCACUUGUUACUUCCGCUCCGAAUCAGAAUGGGAGUCGGACCCUGUGAGCUUCAGGCCGGCCGCUGAGCCCCCGAGCCAAAGCGCCCGGUUUGUCACCAUGCCCCUCGGGGACCGGACGGCCAGGAGCAUCAAGUGUCGUUUUCACUUCAGCGACCAGUGGAUGCUGUUCAGUGAGGUGGCCUUCCAGUCAGGCUCUGCAGUUUACAACACGUCACUGGGUCCCAACAAAGAUGGACGAUCCAAAAAAACACUGCUAGGUGAUGACCCCACUCACAAGGUGGAUGACAGCAACACAAGGAUCCUGAUCGGCUGCUUGGUGGCUAUCAUAGCCAUCCUUUCGGCUAUCAUAGUCAUCAUACUGUGGAGGCAGGUCUGGCAGAAGAUGCUCGAGAAGGCUUCCCGCCGCGGGCUGGACGAUGAGCUUACAGCUCGUCUUGCCGUUCAGACCCAGGCCUUCUACUUCCUUAACUCAUCUCUGUCCAGUGAGGAUGGUUCCACGUCCACGUAUGAGAGAAUCUACCCUCCCCGUGCCGACUACCAGGAGCCCUCUCGCCUCAUCCGCAAACUGCCUGAAUUUGCUGAGUGCACAGACCACCUUGAGUCAGGAGCCUCCUGUAGAGCAGCCAUUAGUUCUGACGUUGCUCCACACUAUGCUGAGGCAGACAUCAUCAGUCUGCAGGAGUCCUCAGACAACAGCUCCAUCACAGCUGUCAGCAUAAACCUCUUUGCUGGAUCAGAUUCAACCCUGAGGGAGUUCCCCAGAGAGAGGCUCACCUUUAAGGAGAAACUAGGGGAGGGCCAAUUUGGGGAGGUGCACUUGUGCGAGGCUGUGGGCAUGCAGGACAUUUUAGAUGAGGAUUUAUCGGUGGAGGGUGGCGGCGAAUCUCCUCUCCUCGUAGCUGUAAAGAUGCUGCGUGAAGAUGCAAACAAAAACGCCAGGAAUGACUUCCUGAAGGAGAUCCGAAUAAUGUCCCGUCUGAGGGAUCCCAACAUCGUCAGCCUGCUGGCGGUGUGCGUGGACACAGACCCUCUGUGCAUGAUCACAGAGUACAUGGAAAACGGAGACUUAAACCAGUUCCUGUGCAGUCUCAGACAAAAGGCAGACCGAGAGGAGGGGAAUGAUGAAGUCAGUUACAUGAAACUGUUAGGCAUGGCGGUGCAGAUCGCAUCCGGCAUGAAGUACCUGUCCUCUCUCAACUUUGUCCACCGGGAUCUGGCGACCCGUAACUGCCUGGUGGGAAAGAACGACACCAUCAAGAUUGCAGAUUUUGGCAUGAGUCGUAACCUCUACAGAGGGGACUACUUCCGCAUUCAGGGCCGUGCCGUCCUGCCAAUUCGCUGGAUGUCCUGGGAAAGCAUCCUCUUAGGUAAGUUCACCAUGGCCAGCGACGUGUGGGCCUUCGGGGUGACUCUGUGGGAAAUUCUGACUCUUUGCGAGGAGCAGCCGUACUCGCAGCUCUCUGACGAGCAGGUGAUCGAAAACACAGGGGAGUUCUUCCGGAACCAGGGCAAGCAGGUAUGCCUGCCCAAACCUCAGCGUUGUCCUGAGAGAAUCUACAACGACCUCAUGCUAAGCUGCUGGCGGAGAAACGCCAACGAAAGGCCCAGCUUCCAGGAGAUACACACCCAGCUGACGGAGAGCAUGGCAUAGCUGAUGAGAUGUGGAGCAAAUUCUCAAAACCCAAACUUUCCACCCCUCCACUUUCACAUUUAUACACCUCACAAGUGUUUAUGUCUGCUGAAGGGUUGGCUUCAAGCAAGAAGUGUCACUUCUGGUUUAACUGGUUCAGUAAUAGAAGGGCAUCAUGCUUAACAUAAGAAAUAAGGUCUGUUACAAAAGUAAAAUGCCGGAUUGCUUAAUAAGUUAGAAGAUAACCAGGUUUACCAAUAAACAGAUAUCAUGGGAUAUGUGAAAAUUAAAAAUCCCAAAAAUACGAGUUAUUCUCAGCUAAAUCACGAUGAUUUUACAGAAUAUUGGCUUAUCAAGUACAUUUGAUCACAUGAAACCACGUGAUAGGAUAUGCAAUACUAUUAUGUUUACUCUAAACUAAAAAAAUAGGUUUUUUUUUAAAUAUAAAAAUCAAAAUGCUGUGAAAUCAAAUGUUCAUUUAAAAAAUACUCUUUAACUCGAUGGGUUUCACAAACAACACUUAUAGCAAGGGUUGAUUCGCAAUACCAGGAAGAAGCUAUUUGGGGUUAUUUUACCAGGGACUUUCUUAUAUUGCUAAAGUUAUUCAAGCUGGAUUUAAGAUUAUCUGUUUGGCUCCAAACUUUUACAUCUCAUGUGAAAACAGAACGUGUGUAUUAAUGGACCAAUCUUUCCUAAUGAGUCAGGAGAGUGGAUAAUAGAGCUGUUUGGGGAUCGGUGUAUUUAAACUUUUUUUUUUCUUUGUAUUAACUAAUAAAGACAAAACAACAAUUCCUCUCUGACAGGCUGCCUGUCGUCAACGUGGAUGCUUCCCGAUGAAUUUAAAAUGGACUCAGUGAAAACAGAGGAAUGGUAUUUCUAUAUGACAUUGUGAUGGUGUCUCAAAUAAAAACAAGUACUGCUCCUGUAUUUCUGUAAGCAAUAAGCAGCACUUAUACACAGCAUCCACAUGUACAUGUAUUUAUUAUUAUAUUAUUUUUAUAUUCUUUCUGUGUAUAGUGCACUAUGAAAAUCUCUUAACACAUUGCAAUAUAUCUAUAUAUUGCAAUGCAACUUUAAGAUAUACAAAGACAGAGAGUCCUGCAGGCACACAGUCACACCUAAUUGACACAUCUAAGAGCUAUUUAGAAUGGCUAAUCAACCUAACAUGCCUGUUUUGGACAGUCACUUUGGACAGUGGCAAGAAGCCGAGUACUUAGUCAACACCUAUGCAGGAACAGGUAAAACAUGCCGACCCAAUUUGUUGAACAUAUAUUUAAAAUAUACUGGUAUUUCUAGAAGUUUGUGUCUCCAUGCACUAAACAUUCCCAGGAUCUCCAGAAAGGAAAGAGGCCCACAACAUCACAGAUCCUCUACCAGGGAGCCUGGAGAAUGUUUCCACUCAUAGGUUCUAUGUUUCACUGCAGGCAUUUUAGCAACUGUCUUCUUGUUUAGUUUUAAUGUUGCACAGGUAGAUUACGCACAUGGUAGGGGCUUUGUCGGGAUGAUGUGUCAUGACGUGUUACAAACACGUUUGUUGCUGCUGCAGUAAUCCAAAUACGGUAUACAUGGUUGCCUGCCCGUCUGCCACCAAAACGUUCCUGUAAAUAAAGUUACAACUACCAGUUUUGUUUUGUCGCUUU